GUGCAACACAUACAGUAUGCAUAUAUAACUUUUGCUUAGUGAUUUCAUUGUUACUAAUAUUUUUUUGCAAAACAAUUUUACCCACAUAUGUUCAAAUUGCAUAAGAAGUUUAAGACACCAACAAAAAGCCAGCAAAAGUAUAUAUAACUGAGCACAUAUUAAAAAUAAACACACAUAUUUCUGAUCAUGUGAUGAGUUACAUCUAAAACUUCAAACUAACACACCUCUUCCACAAACGAAAAUUACACACGAACAAAACCGAACCAAGCCGAUCUAUAUAAUCAGUUAUAUUUAGCCGUGAGUAUUCACAGCUUCCCAAAUCAGAUUCUUAAACACAGGGUUAGUCACAUCUCUAGCUUGAACCGCUGCAUUCCUCAGAGUCCUGAUGGUCCACACAUUCGCCUCCCACCACGAAAGACUCCUAUACGGCAGAUUAUGCUUCUUACAAAGCUCCUGAACCACCGGAGAUACUCGCCGGAGAUGGCAACGCGGUAGCCGAGGGAACAGAUGGUGCUCUAACUGAAACUGCAACCCACCGAAGAACCAAUCCAUAGACGAUCUACACGAUAUAUCAAGCGUACCGGCGGUUUGCUUCUCGAACCAAUCGUUUCCGUUUGGCGGACCGGUGUAAACGUCGGCGGCGAAGUGGUUUAAACAGAAUUGAACGUGCUGGAUCGCCGUGACGGCGAAGCUUACGAACACGAAGAUGAAUCUCUCUUGCCAAUUCGGGAGGAAUGAGACUAAGAGUGGGAACCAUGUCCAGAAAACGAGGAUUCCGGCGAUGUUCAAGGCUCGAUCAGGAACGUGGCGUUUCGAGAACAGCAAGAGGAAUGUUUGUACGAAGAGGUUGAUUCUCCCGACGCACAUCACUGGGUAAAACGUCCAGUGUUGGUAGCUGACUAAGAAUCGAGCCAGAGGAUCGAAGGUUAAUUUCCUGCCGUAGAAGCGUGACGUCAUCGAACUGAAGAAUUUGGUGGAGACGGCGAAGAUCGGGAUGUGCUGGAGAUCUGGGUCGUGGUCAAGGCUGUUACAAGCGAUGUGGUGAGCGUUGUGGGUCCACUUCCACCACGCGAUUGAGAUCCCGGUGAGACAGUUACCGGAGAGAAGCUGGACGAUUUUGUUACACGGCUUCGUCGACGUCACGUUGUAGUGACCGGAAUCGUGGCCGACGUAAGCGCUCUGUAUCCAGAGGAGGCCGAGGAGUACGGCGGAGAUGAGGUGGGCCCAGACGCUGGUACUAGCCAAGACGCCGUAGAAAACCGCCGCGAGCAUCACGGCGACCCCCGUGAGGGUGUAGAGAGUCACGUGACCUUUUUUGUCGAAGAGGCCGCGUUUCGAGAACUCGGCGGCUAGACGGCGGUAGUCUCGUGACACGUCGGAGACGUGGAAGUCCUUCACGUGGUAGCCGUUGUGGAGCUUUUCGAGGUGGUGCCAUGCGGUUCCGGGAUGGUAAGCGAUGAAAGCGUCGGUGACGUCUUGACCGGCGAGAUUGAGGAUCGAUGCUUCGCCUCCGGGAUGAGAUUUAACCCAAUCGGAGACGUCGUAGACUUUCCCUUGAAUGGAGAUCCAUAAAUCUCCAGGUUGGUUAUGCUUUUUCAGAUCCUCGCUUGAAAUGUACCUCUUCUUCUCCGUCCCCUCCGCCAUUGUUUGAACCAGAGAAAGAGAGAUCGAGAAAUGGGAUUUAACCAAAAUUCAAAAUCCAGAAAUUAACAGAACCCAAUUUGAGAAAGGCCCAAAUAUUUCAUAAGCUCUCUCGAGCUACAACUCGCGCGGCUCGCGCGCUCUUCUUUUGCCUUCGCCGGCGUAGGAUAUCGCCGAAGUCCUCCAUUGAAACUUUUAUCUGUUGCUGCAGCCGAAAUCGCCGACUGUUGGGGUAUCUCUGGUAGAGAGAGUCUCCGAUAUGAAUCCGGCGAAUUUUCAGCCUCUAAAUCCUCCAUUCCACUGGGCUCCGAUGCUACCUCCGGAUCCGCCUCGUUGUGGUGCGUUUUGGAAUACGAAGAACAUAGUCGAUCAGCUUAAACAACUCCAAGAUACGCUUAACCUGGCAAAAUCAAUGGAGAAGGAACUGGAUGCAUUGAGGAUGAUCAAAGAUGCUAAAGGCUCAAUGGAAAUUGUGGAACAAGGUUCAGGAGAAGAGUGUUUGAGGUAUCUACAAGGUAUGAAGAUGGAUUUGGAACAGCAGGAGACGCUUUCAGUGGAAGCUGCUAACUCCUUGAUGUCUACCUUAAGAGCACAGCUUGAGCCUUUUAGGUUUGUUGUUGACGAGAAUAGUCCCUGGGAGGAGAAAUCUGCAGCGGUCAGAUUGACUUGCAGAAUGAAGAAAUCGAAUAGGAACAAACUGUGGAAGAAGAAGAAGAGACGCUCUGUUGCAGAAAUGCGUGCUAAGGAGCCUGAAAGAUUUGAACAAGCUGAUAGAGAGGCCGAUGAAUGGAGGGAAAUAGAAAUGGCCAAGGACAUGGCAAACAGAAAGGUUGACGAGAUGAAGGCAAUUGAGAAGGUCAAGGCGAAACGAGAACGAAGGAGACUAGAACCUGAGCUUGAACUAGCUCUAAUAGUUGAGGAAAUGCAAGAGCUACGUUCCCUAAGAAUUGAAAAACUAAAGAAGCAAGGGCAUUUUCUGCCGGAGGAAGAUGAUAAGUUCUUCGAGAGUGUUCGUGCUGCUGUGGAGCAAGAGGAAAACCAAGUUCAGUCCAUAACCAACACAGAGACUGAAGAGAAUGUCAUUGCCUCCGAGUCCGAGAAGGACAUUACUCUCACCACCAGUAACGAAAUCAACAAAGACACCGAGAAUAAAGAAAUCGCAGCUUCUUGUGAAAAGGCAGUGGAAACUCCUGAUAAGGUUUGCAACAAUGUGUCGAAUUUACCGGCCGAGUUCUAUCACUACUACUACGGAAGCGAUUUCGACAUGGGUAGACUUAUUGAGAUCAGACGAGAAUGGGAUGCAUAUCUGAGUCCCGGAGGAAGCCGGAUUCCUGGACAUUGGGUGCAGCCAUCGCCACCAGCUGAUGAGAUUUGGGGAUCAUGUCUUGUUAAAACUCCCAACACAAACCUUACGUAGUCGCUGUUUGGAUUCGGGUAAACUGAUUUUAGCCGCCAAGUCAUGAAAAGCCAGGACUAUAUGUAACCAAUUCAUCUUAUAUCCUCGUCUCAGUUCCAAAAUUGUUUGUGUAACAAACCCAUCUCAGAAACUUUUUUUUAGCAACAUUUUGAAACAUCCAAUAAGUAAAUACUAAUAAUCAUCAUAGAUCUUGGGUUUCAGUUCAGCUCCAAUAUUGAAGCUGAUGAUGAAAAGUCGCGGGUUGAUCAAUCAUAUAGGCUUACUCUCUACUGUCUCAGUGAGACAUGUCGAAUUUACCUUCUGCGUUCUCUUUUCAGUCAAUCAACAAGUUUCGUCCAUUAAAAUUUCAAUUUAAAACAAUUUUCACCAAUUUAUCGAAUUUGUAGUUCAGUGAUAUUUUCUUUUAAAGAUUUGCUACCAAAUUAAAUUCAGUAAAUCAGGUCAUUUGUCAAUUCAGAUCCUCAAAUAGAAUCCAUAGUAAUAGAAUGUAAACUGUCCGAUAAUAGUUGUCAAUCCCUCAAACGUUAUGUACUAUCGAGGUUCAAUGAAAAGAUAAUUUGGAAUCAAAAGAAACAAAUGUGGGGAAGAUGAUUGUUGAGCUAUUCAAUUGACAAUGAAUCACAACUGCCCAUCUGCCCCAAAUAGCUUUCGCAGGGAAAACUUUCGUACCAAGUGUAUUUCAUCACACUAAGCCGAUACACACAAUCCCUGCUUUCAUUUUUAAUUUCUCAAAAACAUAAAAACAAAAAAAAAAUGAUUUUUCUGAAUUAAAACUAUACACCAAGAACACAAGAUGAUCCGCGAGAAACGACAGAACAUCAAUGAAUUCCUGGAGACUCAAUCUACGAAGGUUAAAUAAAUUGUUAGGGAAGCCUCAUUUCAUGAGAUUACUCGCUUCACUGCUGGGUCCUUCGAUUUUCACUAAACAAAAUCAUCAAAAAUUUAAUCGAAAACUAAAUCCAUAAGGGAUGAAACACCGAAACCCAGAAUUAAAACCACAGAUCCCGGAAUGCUCCACCAAUCUCCGAUAUGAGUUUCCGAAGGUAAACUUGGCUUGAAUACGCAUUGAUUAGAGCGUUUCACCCAUAGGUCCCUCGUUUCCUAGAUUUCUAAAAUGCUAAUAAAUCGGAAAUAAAACGAAUUCGAUGCUCAGCGAAUACGAACCAUAAUAUAAUCGGACUUCAUCUCGCGAGACGAGAUUCGCCUCGCGAUCGAAUUAAGCUUUCCGAUAUUAACUCGUCAUUGCAUCUCUCACCAUAAACAAAGUAAAGUAAAGAAAAUCGAAAUUUAGAAUGCUAAUCAAAAUCACGGAAACGGCGAGGAAGAAGAAAGAAGAAUAGCCAUAAAACCCUAGG
Messenger RNA from Thlaspi arvense, 4413 nucleotides. The record is from the annotation of a GenBank genome assembly. Lineage: Eukaryota; Viridiplantae; Streptophyta; Magnoliopsida; Brassicales; Brassicaceae.